GUUUUUUCUUUUUUGCAGCGAUUAGUUUAUAUCAAUAUUUGUCUUUUUUUAAAAUGGUAAUAUCUGAUAUCAGUAGUUUUGACAGUUUUAGUUUUGUUGACAUUACCAGCAAAGAGAAUAGUAAUAAUAAUGACGGAUUUUUUUUAGAAAAAAAGUGAUUUUGUAAACGCACUUUAGUAAUUUUUUUUAUAAAUGAUUAUAAUAUAGAAAUUAUUUGCACUUACUCCUUCACCUUCUUAAUUACUAUUCUUAUUGUUGCUUAUCGAAUGUUUGUUACUUUUUUCGGCUGAGUGUAUAUAACAAAUAAUAAAUGAUUUAAAAGAAAGUCGAUUGAUUACAGACAAUGUAGUUGUGUUUUGUCUAUUGUUUAUUAUGUUAAGUGAUGAUUAGAUUUUAAACUUCAUGUGUUUCAGUUUAUUUCAUAUUUUAUCAGAAAUUGAUAAUCGUCUAAUUAACUAGUGUAUAGGAUCUUUAUAUUCUUCCUUUGGUGUAUAUCUGUCGACAUAAGUAGUAUUUGGUACCAAUCGGAAGUAGAAAACCGUGAAGCAGAAGACUAUGAAGGUCGACUGGAAGAAAACAGAAACGGAAAUACGAAAUAGUUGUGACUUGGAAGCAUCAUACAGAAUUUGAAUAAUAAAUGAUGGAUUUAAAUACAUUGGUUGUCCCCAUCUGCAUUCUCGUUCAGUACACUCCUUCUUUGGACUUUAUAGAUUAUUAAGAGUAUUUAUUAUUUUUAAUUCAUGAAAAUGUUUAAAUUACCUACUACUAUUUGAUAUCUAAAGAAUGUUUGGAACAACUUUGUCGUGAGAUAGGUUUUAGGGAUUCUUAAACUCUAUCUCAACGCUAUGAACUUCUAUAUUUAUCAGAUUUUAACCCAAAUCAGUUUAUCUUCUUUGAGAUUCUAUGUUAAGUUUCUUUCUUUUUUUAAUACUUUCCUCGAAUUUGUUGACGUUUUAUUAUUUUCGCUAGACUACCUUUUAUACAUUCUUUAGUUCUUUUGCUAACACUAAACAUCAAUCAUCCAUUAUAAUUCAAUUGAACAAUAUAUACAUUCUUUCUUGAUGGAAAUUCGCUAAUUGUUAACGAUUUUUUUCAUGUUAAAAUGUAUAAUAAUCUAGAUAUGGUGAUUCAGUCAAAUUCAAUAUUAUGUUUAAGGAAUUUCUACGGAGUAUUUAAUUCUUUAUUACGAUCUGUUUCUACAACAGGAUCUGUUAGUAAUGUCAACAAUCUUUUCAAUUUCAAUCAGUGGCGUAUUUUGCAGAUACCAUCUCGAAAUCGCAGAAGUGAGGAAGUGAAAAAAUAUUAUUCAGAAACUGGUGACUAUAACCCCCCAAAUCAAGAUGCUAUUGAUAGAUUUAAACGUCUUCGUUGGGGUGCAUAUAUUCAUGCACGAGCUGGUCGAGCUAAACAUUUAUAUAGACGAAGUGAAUCUGAAUUAGAUCGGCGUUCCGAGCACAUUUUGACCAAUCGUGCAACAACGUUUUUAAUAAAUAAUUUGCUAAAUAGACAAUGGCGAACACCAAAAUAUUAUCCAAAUGAUAUUUAUGAACCAUAUCAUCAAAGAACCGGGGUCCCUUGGGAUUAUAAAUUGCGGAAACCCAAAUUCUUCCCUUGAAUGUUAAAUUGCUAUUUCGUUAAAUUUACACACAAACAUUUUAAUGAAAAUACCUUUUAUGAUUUAUCACGUUGGAAUUACAGUUUGCUGGAAGUAGUUUGAAAAUACUUAUGAUUGUAUUUCCAGAUUCAUUUUGUUUAUUCAAUCACAGCAGCUGUAUUCUAUCGGAAUUCAUGAAAAACAAACUGUUAUCAAUCAUAGUCAGUCUUUGAUAGAUAUGCGAUAUUUUGUAGACAGUUAUCGUUCUCUACAAAAGCUUUCAAAGUACCCUAUUGACAAGCAUCAAUCUCAGUAAAUCGACUGAUACUCUUUAUCUCCGAUGAUCUUCCAGAAGACAGUUUAAUGACUGAUAUUUGCUAAAAGAUAUCAAUGAAUAAAUAACGAAUUAAUAUAUCCCACUGAAAAAAGAACACUACAUGAUAACAACGUUGAUUAAUGCAAUUCUGAAAGUGAUCUGCAUCAAUGGAUUGGAAUGAACGUAUAGAUACUUAUUUAUACAAUCUAAUUUCAAUCGCCUAUUGAGUUCUUCAACUGCAGGAGUGCUGUUCUUGCUUUGAUAAAUCUCUCCUUUACGCCUGCAUUGGAUCCUCCUUGUUCAUCGAUGAUGAUGCUCAGUUUCAGCGAAAUGUGAAAAGGAAAAACUAAUAUUUGUCAGGCAAAGAAAACUCAUCGAAUAUGCCUUGAAAACUUUUACUGCAUCUUGAGCAAAAUUUUGGUUUCGUGACAGAUUAUUUCCUGAUGUUUACAAUUGAUCUUCCUCUAUUUAAUUUAUAUACAUUAGAUUUAAUUAGUUUUUGGUUGGUUAAUAACUCAAUGUUCAUCUUCAAUGCCACACCCAUUUUGCUGAAUUGCUUGCCUCAUUUAAAGCUUGAACUAUUGUUGUACAGAUAAUUUUGUAAAGUUCAUCACAAUAAAUAGGCUUUUUCUAACUUCUUCGCUUAAACGUCCGCUGUUGAGCAAAUCCCUGCUUAUUAAUAAUUAACGAAAGAACACCUGCUUAGUUC
This is a messenger RNA of Schistosoma spindalis, 2619 nucleotides long. The record is from the annotation of a GenBank genome assembly. NCBI's taxonomy places the organism in Eukaryota, Metazoa, Platyhelminthes, Trematoda, Strigeidida, Schistosomatidae.